Messenger RNA from Mizuhopecten yessoensis (Yesso scallop), 6550 nucleotides. RefSeq names its product UPF0668 protein C10orf76 homolog. The transcript is spliced from 26 exons. Lineage: Eukaryota; Metazoa; Mollusca; Bivalvia; Pectinida; Pectinidae. The record is from RefSeq and is a predicted model, not a curated record. The coding region runs from base 100 to 2181 and encodes 693 amino acids. Gene Ontology annotation, cellular component: cytosol. Gene Ontology annotation, biological process: regulation of Golgi organization.
CCGUAACACCGGAAGUGAAAGUUGCAGAGGAUGACACGAACCGCGGAGACUGAUGCUGCAAAUUGCCAAUAACCCUGUUUGUCACAUGAGGUAGACGUCAUGAGCCAGGUGGAAGUUGGGGAAGAAAAGAAGCCCCACGCUAUACUACUGAGGAAGAGCUCAUCAAGCAAAAUGGCUCUAAAGGAAAAAGUUGUCCAGAUUUACGAGGUGUUCUUUCAGGGAGAGGACCCAUCAGCCGGUAACAGCAACUUCUGGGAUGAGUUUUUUCUUCUGAAGGUGAACAUAGGCUACAUAGAAAAUGAGUUUGAGAAGAUGACUGGGGAAGCCUUGCUUGUUUUAAAGGAUAACUUAAAUAUGUUGUUUUAUCGGGCAGUGGAAACAUUGAAGGAAGACAAUCCUAUUCGGGUUGUAAAUGCUUUAUAUACGCUCAGUGCUUUGAUCAAUGGAAUCUUCAAGAAAAACCUAGGAGACUUUGGGUUUGAUGUGAUUAACCUGUUAAUUGGGUUUGAUUCUGCUGAAAGUGUAAUGCAGUCCCUUGUUGAGAGUUUGAAUGCCAUUCUUACUGGAGAAUACUCCAUCACAUUGAAACAACAGGUCCUCAAGUUUCUCCAAGUCCUAGCUACAGCUGCAGACAAUGUGAGUCAGAAUACAUUUCUUGAGUACAUCCUCAUUAACAGUGUGUUUGAGUCUCUACUACAAAUCCUUAGUAAUUCCAUCUCCCGACAAAUCCUCGGCCGAGAUGCAGUACUUUUGCUCACAAUACUGGUACAGUACAGAAAAUAUGAGUCGGCCAACCAGUAUAUCGUAAAGCUGUCCAUUGUUGAUGACGAGUUGGCACUCACGGGCUAUGCGCAAGUUGUCCACAGUGCCUUGUCAGACUUCAACAACAAGUUUAGGAACAGGAAUGCAGAACAACAGAAUGGCUGGUUCUCAGCUCUUGCUUCAAUGGUAGGAAACAUGUUUGUUGCAGAUGAAAAACAAAUAUCAGGAGUCAGAGCUGACGAUGCUGUACUCCUGUCCCUAUACGAAGCCAUUCAUCUCAACAGAAACUUCAUCACAGCUCUAACCCAUACUCACACUCCAUCAACGCCCACCACACCUCCCUCUUCACCUACGCUGUCACAGACCACACCCCCUCUGGAGAAAGCAUCCCCUACAGAUCUAGCUGUGAUAGAAACCGUGAGCCAGCCUACAAACCUGCUGGUGACCUUCCUCGAGUACAGCUCGGUUGUCAUGCAGGACACUAAAGAUACCACCCGAUACAGCAAUGCCAAACUGUGUUUAAUUAUCCUCACAUGUAUAGCAGAGGAUCAGUACGCCAAUUCACUAAUGCAUGAUGUCAACAUGAACUUCAGAGUAAACCUUCACCGAAUGCCUAUGAGACAUAGGAAAGUGAAAGUAGCUAAUAGCAUUCCUUCCAGACCCUUAGUAUGUGCACUUCUAGAUUUAAUGGUAGAAUUUACAAUGAGUCAUAUGAUGAAAAAUUUCCCAAUAGAACUGUAUCUGCGAUGCCUAGGUAUCACACAGAGAGUGUUGUGUUACCAGAAGAAAUGUCGUGUGAGACUUCAGUACCCUUGGAAAGAAUUAUGGACAGCUCUGAUCAAUCUGCUGAAGUUUGUGCUGUCACACGAGGCACUCCUGGUGAAGAAACACACAAACAUAUUCCAUUUAGCAUCAAAGGUGGUGAAUAUUUUCAACUUGUUCAUUACAUAUGGAGACACGUUUCUGCCAAACCCUUCAAGUUACGAUGAGCUCUACUAUGAGAUAGUGAGAAUGCAUCAGGUGUUUGACAAUCUAUACUCUAUGGCAUUGCGGUACACAACGAGUGAGGGAGGGGACAGUAAGGAUCUUGCUGCCAGACUGACAAACCAUCUCCUAAAUAUCAGAGCGAUUAUCAACCACUUUACUCCGAAGGUAGAUGCGUGGGCCGCUGAUAAUCAGCUCGCUUCUCUGACAGAAGAACAGGUUCUGGAGGUAGUGAAGAGUAACUACGACUCUCUGACAUUAAAACUACAAGACAGUCUCGACCAGUUUGAGCGCUAUACGGAAAAACCAAGGGAAAAUGCCUUCUUUACACAACUGGUGCGGUCAAUUGUACUUGACGUAAGGAAGACCACUAAUCAUUAUCUGACCGUCAAACAGCAUGAUGUGUUACAGGACGUGGUGGCCAUGUCGGAGUAGUGACCUUGUGAUUGUAUGACCUUGACAUUCCGUCACUCUGUGCUGCCAUAUUCAACAUGACCUAAGACUAAAUGUUUCAUAAUAAAUCCUAGGAUUUACAAACGGUUGGUUGCUGGCCGUACUGUACUGAGGUGAUGAAGAUGACUUUAUAGGCUGUGAUGUAAUUGGUCGCUGGCUGUGUUGUACACAGCUGGUGUAAUUCAGGGCAUUUGAAAAGUAAAUACUACAGUUUGAUGACUUAUGUUCCAAACAUAGGAAAAACCUAAUGCAAAUAAGGGAAAUGUCAGUUAUAUUCUGAAAGGGAAAUUUUAUAUUCUGUGAGGGAAAUGGGGAAUACUGGUUGUAAAUAGGUUAGAAAAAUUCCUGUUUGAUAUGUACAAACCAAUGCAUCAUGUUACAGCUAAGUUUAUCUGUAUGUUUACAUAUUCCUAUUCCAAGUCAUUUUAUCAGCAAUUAGUGUGAUUUAAAAUAAAAUGAUCUCCUGUUUAUAGCAAAGACUUGAAACUUUUACAGUAAUACAGCAAACAAAAUUUGACAUUUGAGCAAAUUAUGUGUUUGGUUAAGAACUCCUUAAUAUGAGGUUCAACGCUAAUACAUAUUCAUGAUUUUAAAGUGAACAUAGAGCCAAAUAAAAUCAACUUCUAUAUGCAUGUAUAGGCUUAUGUCUGGAGUAUUGUGUUAUCCAGUAUAAGCUUGGUGCAGAAAUUAGGGUUGGAAUGUAAGACUGUACUGUAUAUACAAUAUUGUGAUUUGCCAAAAUAGUGUAAAUAUAGAUGUAUUAAUAUAUAUAAUGUAUUUAUAGAUUUGGUACUAAAUUUAUCAAUGUACAUUCGAUACGAGAUGUAAUAGAUACACCCUAUAAUCUUAUAAAUGUUAACCAUUAGUAAUUUAUUUUCAGUGCAGAAUUGUCUUGCUUGGUGUUGAGGCCUGCUCUAGUGGCCUGGUGGUUUGAAGUGCUGUAUUAGGCAUAUAUGAUGCUGAUUAAAAUUUCCAUUGUCAAAUAUUUUCAUCAAUAUUGAAAUUUAUUGUGAAAACUCCAUGUGUCAGGUUUUUAAGUGAUUAUAAAAUAGGGAAAAAAUGAAACAUUUAAACAGAUUUCAGUUUGUUUAAUUAUAAUGCAGAUUGGAAAUUUGACUGAACAGCUUUUGAAGUUAACAGUGCUUUGAAAAACUGAACCUAGGCUGCCAUAUGUUUAUUCCAUGACAGUCUCUUUGUCAUGAACACCAUUUUAUGCUAUUUUUCUGUAUUUCUUAAAAUCUUCAUAUGGUAUGCUGUAUCGCAAGUACCUGGUUAUGUGUUUCUCUGAGGAUACACUUUCGCUACAUUUUCAGUCUGAAAAUAAAUGUGAAUCUGUUGCUUCAAUGAUGAAUUUUAAGACUUGAUUUAUUCAAGUAAAAAGGUUCAUUCUAGUACAUGAAAUCUUGCAUCCUGCUAGAGUUUCCAUUUAUUUAGUCUAACUGGAGAGUCACUUUACAACAUACCAAGUUUAGCUGGUGGGUCACUUUAGAACGUUAAGUCUAAGUCUGGUAGGUAGAUUGUCCCUUUAGAACAUUUAGUAAAGCAUUAACUAGUCAACUUGUAGUCCCUGUUUACCUGGACCUCAGUCCCAUGUUUCUUUGUGUAAACCAGAUCAAUACAACACUGUUAUAGGUAUAGAUGCUGUUUUUAAAUGUACAUGUAAUAGGUGCAUCUUAAUAGAUAUACUUGUGUAUGUAAUGAAAUGGGUGUAAAUAUCAUAAUAAAUUGUAAAUUCACCAUGUGGUAUAUCAUUGGUGUACCAAUAUUUAUUGAUAUAUCUUUGGGUUUUUCUAUUGGUUUAAAAUGAAGCUUGUUCUAUACUUGUCAUACACAACUGUAUAUAUUUAAAUGUAGGCUUAUGUGAUGUUUAAUGACUAGUUAGAGUAACAAGGAAUGUACCAGUAAGAAAGAAACUGAGAAAUUAAAUUUUUCACUUUACAGUAGAGAGAUGAUUAUCCAAACAAAACAGAUAUAUAAAUGGUCUGGAUAACCUGUCGCAUAGUAUUAAAGCAAUCUACUAAUCGGUAGACAAGACCGAGGUUUGAAUAACUGUGACUUCAGAUAAUUGGCUUUAAUACAGAUAUUCAGUAUUUGACUGUAUAAUGUGGGAUUUCAAGUCAGUGGUUUGCACACUGGUGUAUUUACCAAGGAGCUUUUUAUGUGUGUUAAAGAUAUUUUGGUGAAUAUACUAGAAUAUGUGUUAUUUAACAUUGAAAUAUUAUUAAUAUUUAUUAUGAGAUUUCUUUUGUAUGGACUUUUUUAUUUAAAUGCAUAUCCCUCCAGAAUGAGUGAGAAGUAUAUCUGUUGGUAUGGAAAUCUGUGAAAUGUCUAUGGAAUACAGUUUGGACUGAUUUCCAGUUUCUUGUAUAUUGGAUACAGGGAAUUUGUGAAGCUGCAGUGUAUGAAUGUAUCUCCUAUAAUCAUCUACAUCAAAGUUUGUAUCAUAGAAAACUAUCACAUCUGUGAUAGGGGGCAUUUCACAUUCAGGAUUACAUAGACAAGACACUUUAAGUGUCUAUAGUGUAACAUAAACAAACCACUAAAACCUGUAUUAGGAGACCACCCAUGGGAAGUCCAAAAAGUGUUCUCUAAAAGCAGGUGGUCUCCAUCACUACAUUGGAAAACAUUAAAAUGGUCUCAUAAUACUGGGGCCUGUUCGUUUAUGUGGAACAAUUGGUUUGUCCGUUUUAAACAUAACAUCUUCAGGUUUAAAUCCUGGCAGACCUGCAAAAUUGUAUGCAGGCCUUGCAAGGCUUGGUCAAGGCUGGCCUGAAAACAGCAUCAGAUUACUGAGUCCGAACUUAUUUCAUAAACGAACAACUUUGGUCAAAUCGGUUCAGUUUGGAUGGCAAUAAAUGAAAACAGGCUAGGUUAUCUAUUAAUAGAGGUGGUCACCAGGGCUGGUUUGACUGUACAAAUUCUACAUUGUCUUUUAUAUGCAGAACUGAAGUCUUGUUUAGGAUAAAUAUUUAUAUAUCCUUGGGUUGAUAUUUGAUUAGUUUCCAUAUCAGUCCUGGCUCUUUCCAUGCAAUAAAUAACAAAUAUUACUGCUUUGUAAAAGUUCUGUUUUGUUGCCCUCUCACAUUAUUUCCACACGCAUUAGAUUAUGUUGUCAACAUUUACAAUAGUUGUAUUUAUUCAUUUAUGGAAAUCUAUUUUAUUUAAAAUUGCAGAAUCAAUGCAUAACAUUUUCAGUUUAUUCAUUCAGUGUACGCAUAGUAUCAUAUACUAUCUGUUGGUGGGAAUGAGGUAGGGAAUGGGGUGUCAUCACUCUCAAAAUAUUGUGUGACAACAUAGUCUUAACGAUGUAUACAAUAUGUCAAUCAACAUAGUCUCAACGAUGUAUACAAUAUGUCAAUCAACAUAGUAUUGACAGUGUAUACCAUAUGUCAAUCAACAUAGUAUUGACAGUGUAUACCAUAUGGUAAUCUAGAAGCAUGGCUGUGCAGUUGCCCUGAAAUUAGCUGAAGUUGAUUUAGACUUGCUGCUUGGUUUUAGUAUUUUGUAAGGAAUUUUUCUUUGAAGCUAAUUCUGUGCCUACCUAAUAGGACUGUCAAAAUAUAUCGGAAAAUAUAAAAAAAAAAAAUAUAUUCAGUUUUUGCAAUUCCCACCAAUCCCUGCUAAAUUCUUGAUUUGCCCCAGCAUCAUCUGUGUACCUGGGACUGUAUCAGUAUCUUUUUCAUCUAAUUUAUAAAUAUAUGUAUUUCCAAGUCCCUCUUGCUUUUGUUCUGAAAAAUCACAUUUCCUUUGAUAUACAAUGUAUUGCCAAAUCCACAAACUUUGUCUGGAAAUAUGGUGGCACAACAACAAGGUUUAAUUGUGAAAGAGAUCUUUGGAAAAAGGAUGUAACUCAUAUUUACUAGUUUGUGAGACAAAAGUAUAAAAAUAUGGAAAGUGUGAAAGUGUGUUUAAAUGCAGUUUCGGUUACGGUUUUUUUCAUCUAAUAAAGACAUUUUAACAUUUAAUUUAAAAAAAUAAAUGAAGUAUUGCUUGAAUUAUAAGUUAACAGUAAGAACAGCAUUGUUUUACAGUCCCAAAAGUCAGGUGCUUUCUUCAAAUUCACUAUCAAUCACUUGUUGCAGGAAUACGCAUUUUGAUUCACGCUGUAGUCUGAUGUCUUACACUGGUAAGAGGAAUGUAUGCUUCUGUCAUAAAAUUUGAAAUGUAUGAAAAUCUAAGCAUAGAUGUUACAUCAGUUAACCUCUACAUGCAAAUCAUGUAAAUUACUACGAAGUUGUCUCCCUUCAAUGUACAGCUGGGGCCUGUUCCUUUAUACUGAACAACCGGUUUGUCCAUUUAUAAAUGUAACAAUUUUGGGUAUUAAUCCUGGCGGACCUGCAAAUGUUAAUGC